Molecule: messenger RNA, 1059 nt
Organism: Sparassis crispa
Lineage: Eukaryota; Fungi; Basidiomycota; Agaricomycetes; Polyporales; Sparassidaceae
Product: Methylenetetrahydrofolate dehydrogenase [NAD(+)]
Exons: 9
Coding region: 1-1059 (352 amino acids)
Biological process (GO): purine nucleobase biosynthetic process
Cellular component (GO): cytosol
Molecular function (GO): methylenetetrahydrofolate dehydrogenase (NADP+) activity; methylenetetrahydrofolate dehydrogenase (NAD+) activity
Source: RefSeq, a predicted model, not a curated record
AUGUCUACCCAAGCAGAUGGUAAUGGUGUCCUGUUGAAAGUCGACUCCAUCGCGAACACCUUCCGCGAAGAGAUCAAGACUGCUCUUUCCACUUGCCCUCGACCGCCAAAAUUGGUGGGCAUCCUUGGGACGUCGGCUGGCCCAAGCAAGUUCUACGCCGAGUUCACAAAGAAGCAGUGCGACGCACUCGGCGUAGAAUUCGUGCUCAGGCGGACGGGGUCUGCUGCAGACCUCGAGCUGAGCGACGGGGAAGGUGUUGAAGAGGCGAUCAUCGAAGCAAAUGAGGAUGACGGUAUAGAUGGCAUUAUGGUAUACUACCCUAUUUUUGGUGGCCGUCAGGACCACUAUCUGCAGCAGAUCGUUUCGCCCUUCAAAGACGUUGAAGGGCUAAACUUCAAGUUCCAUUACAACCUUUAUCACAACAUCCGCUUCCUGGAACCGAAGUCCCUCCUCUCGCCGACCCCUACCGCGGUGCCUGCGCCAGCCAUAGAAGACCAACCACCGGCAGGGACUGUAAAAUCCAUCCUUCCGUGCACACCUCUCGCUGUCGUAAAGUGUCUCGAAAACAUCGGGGUCUACAACACGAUUUUGCGUUACGGUGACCGCGCGUAUGGGAGGACGGUCACCGUCAUUAACCGGUCUGAGGUCGUCGGCAGACCUCUUGCAGCGCUACUCGCGAAUGACGGCGCGCGGGUGUUCUCGGUGGACAUCGACUCCAUACAGGAAUACACGAAGCGUCCCCGCCAGAACGCGGAGGUAGUGCGGCGCUACUACCCCCGUCACAUCGUGCACCCUAGCACACACGCUCUGCAGGAGUGCCUCGCGCUCUCGGACGUGGUCGUCUCCGCGGUUCCUAACGCGGAUUACAAGGUCAAGACGGAAUGGCUUAAGGACGGUUGCGUGUGCCUCAACGUCGCCGCGGACAAGAACUUUGAAACUGACGUACGGGAGAAGACCUCGCUAUACUUGCCCACGAUUGGCAAAGUCACUAUUAUGAUGCUCCUGCGGAACUUGCUGCGCCUCCGGCAGUAUCGGGAGAUAGCAAAGAAAACAUCAUGA